AUGUUUACAGAUAAAGCAGGAUUUCAAAAAGUGUGGAGUACAGACACAACAUUUACAAGUAGCAGUAAUAGCAUUAGUAGUAGUAAUAUUAGUAGUAGUAGCAGUAGGAGUCGCAGUAGUAGUGGCAAUAAUGGUAGCAGUAGUCAUAGCAGCAAUAGCAUUAGUAGUAGUAAUAGUAUUAGCAGUAGUAGAAGCUAUAGCAUUAGUAAUAGUAGUAGAAGCAGUAGUAGCAGUAAUAACAAUAAUAGUAGUAGCAGUAAUUGUAGCAGUAGCAGUAAUAGCAUUAUAAUUAUUAGUAGCAAUAAUAACAAUAAUAGUAGUAGCAGUAAUUGUAGCAGUAGCAGUAAUAGCAUUGUUAUUAGUAGUAGUAAUAACAAUAAUAGUAGUAGCAGUAGUUGUAGCAUUAGCAGUAAUAGCAUUAUUAUUAGUAGUAGCAGUAAUAACAAUAAUAGUAGUAGCAGUAGUUGUAGCAGUAGCAGUAAUAGCAUUAUUAUUAGUAGUAGCAGUAAUAACAAUAAUAGUAGUGGCAGUAAUUGUAGCAGUAGCAGUAAUAGCAUUAUUAUUAGUAGUAGCAGUAAUAACAAUAAUAGUAGACGCAGUAGUUGCAGCAUUAGCAGUAAUAGCAUUAUUAUUAGUAGCAUCAGUAAUAACAAUAAUAGUAGUAGCAGUAGUUGUAGCAGUAGCAAGAAAGUUAAAUUAUAA
Messenger RNA from Protopterus annectens (West African lungfish), 702 nucleotides. Its product is annotated as sericin-2-like. Lineage: Eukaryota; Metazoa; Chordata; Ceratodontiformes; Protopteridae. The transcript is spliced from 4 exons. The record is from RefSeq and is a predicted model, not a curated record. Bases 1 to 702 code for a protein of 233 amino acids.